Solanum stenotomum is the source of this 1304-nucleotide messenger RNA. RefSeq lists its product as uncharacterized. The coding region runs from base 81 to 1022 and encodes 313 amino acids. NCBI's taxonomy places the organism in Eukaryota, Viridiplantae, Streptophyta, Magnoliopsida, Solanales, Solanaceae. The record is from RefSeq and is a predicted model, not a curated record. The transcript has 2 exons.
UUCCACCAACUUUCCUCUGCACUACUCUCUCUCCAAAACCACAACACUUUAGUGUUGUGUUAAUAAUUAAAAAAAAUAAAAUGGGGUCAUUGAUAGGUCAUGUUAUACCAGGGUUUGGUUUCUUUCUUAUUGGUAUUUGGCAUUUGCUUAAUCAGAUAAAAUUACAUGCUUUCCACCCAAAAUCCUACACUUCCUUACCAUGGUUCCCAGCUCCAAAAAUCAGGUACGCGGAGCUUUUUGUGAUUAUGUUUGGCACCUUACUCUCCAUAUCAAUGGAACUCUUCAUUGGUCCAUCAAAACAUCAACCUUUCGACUCUGAUGGAACCAUACCUUCAUAUCAUCUCCAUAACUUUGAACAUGCAAAUAUCUCCCUUACUUUCUUUGUCUAUGCAUCCUUUUCGAUCUUAUUCGACAAAAUCAUCCCUUCAACCCUAGCUCAAAAUGGACUUACAUUAUUUCUUGGAGCUGUUGCUUUUGGUCAAGAACUCCUUCUUUUCCAUCUUCAUUCUACUGACCAUAUGGGUGUUGAAGGACAGUACCAUUGGCUUCUCCAAGUUGUCAUCUUUUCGUCUUUUGUCACUACUCUUUUGGGAAUUCCUUUCCCUAAAAGUUUCUUGAAUAGUUUUGUGAGAUCUUAUAGCAUUAUGUUUCAAGGAAUUUGGAUGAUGGUCAUAGGUAUCAUGCUUUGGACUCCAGAGUUCAUCGCAAAAGGUUGCUUUAUCAACUUUGAAGAAGGGCAUAAAGUGGUUAGAUGUCAUAACAAGGAAGCACUUGAAAGAGCAAAGUCAUUAGUAAAUAUCCAAUUUAGUUGGUAUUUGGUUGGGAUUACUGUUUUUACACUCUCACUUUAUUUGGUUCUUGUCAAAUUUUUUAGAGAAAAUGUUGAGUACUUUUCUUUAAUAAGCAAAUUUCAUGAGGAGGAGGAUUUAUUUGAGGAUGUUGAAGCUCAAAAGAAAAGACUUGUCAACCAUCUUGGUGAGCAAAAGAGGUUUGUUGAAAUGGGAAAAAGAGAGAAUAAUUAGAAAUGGAAUGUUUGUCUGAUCUUGUGUGGUGUGUGUGUGUUGUUGGGUGGGGGAGGGGGUGUAGAUGAAAAAUAAAUAUAUUCUGAUUGGCAUGUUGUAUUUACUCAUUUGAUCAAAGCCUAGAAUAAAUAAAACAACUAAAAGGGUGUGUAGGGGAUUGAGAUCAAUUCAAUAUUUAUGUGGUUAAUUUGUUUAUAUGUUUUGGGGAGGGAAGCAUGUGGUGGGAGAAAAGUUGAUUGUUGGAAAGAUUUUUUUAAUUAAUAAAUGUGUUCAAUAUUGUAG